AUGCAGAUCUCAAGCUUUCAAGUAUCACAAUUUCUCCCAGCGAGUCGGAGGGGACGCUUGAUCUUCGGUCUCAUCGUUACCCUAUUCUCCCUUCUCUUCCUGAUGCCCGGCCCACCACCACAUCAACACAUCCACAAUUUCUACCAUGAUCACUUCGGUCCACCUCCAGCACCCUACGCGAUCGUCACCAACGUCCAAAACGAAGCGUACGUCCCCUAUGCCCUAACCCUCGGCUACACGAUCCAAAAAUACAACGACCUCCGGGACAUGGAGGCCGAUAUGGUUAUCAUGAUCCCCCGAGUCCACGACAUCCGUCCUUCCUCCCUCUCCAAACUUCAGCGUAUCGGUUGGAAGAUUAGGUUCGUGGACGAUAUCCAAAUUGGCGGAAGUGAGAAUUUGCAGAGCAAUUAUCGGAGGAAUUUCUUGAAGUUUUGGUGUUGGACGUGGGUGGAGUACAGAAUGAUUGCGUUUAUUGACGCGGACUGUUUGGUGAGGGGAGAUAUCUCGAGGUUGUUGAACGAGUCCUUCGGUUUCGGCGCAGUACCCGAUUGUUGGCCGGACGAUUUCCCCUCGAAAACAUUCAACGCCGGCGUCCUUUCCCUAACACCCUCAGUGGAGACCUUCGACGCCCUCCUUAAAUUCACAGGGGAGAACAAGUUACCUUGGGACGCCGAACAAGGUGUCCUCAACCGCUUCUUCAGCCUUCCUGACGACGUCUUCCCGGAACGUUCGAGACGCGUGAUUCCGUUGACGUAUAAUUUGAAUUUAUUGGCGUUUUCGAAUUACCGGGAGGAGUGGGAUGGGAUGUGGGAUGAUGCACGGAUUGUGCAUUUUACGGUUGCGAAACCGAGGACGACGCCGUGUGUAGAGAAUUGUUAUUGGGAGGAGCCGAAGCAGGAAUGGAUUAAUGAGUGGGAUGAGAUGAGGAGGAGGUAUGGGUGGACUUCGAAAUUACCGAAUAUGGCGUGA
Molecule: messenger RNA, 969 nt
Organism: Saitoella complicata NRRL Y-17804
Lineage: Eukaryota; Fungi; Ascomycota; Saitoellomycetes; Saitoellales; Saitoellaceae
Product: nucleotide-diphospho-sugar transferase
Exons: 2
Coding region: 1-969 (322 amino acids)
Cellular component (GO): cytoplasm
Molecular function (GO): glycosyltransferase activity
Source: RefSeq, a predicted model, not a curated record